UUAUAUCUUAAACAAUUUUUUAUCAAAAAUUAUAUAAAUGAAUUUUAUUCUAUUAACUACUCUAAAACUAUAAAUUUUAAUGGAUUUUGUUAACUCACUCGAUCUAGAUUCCGCAAAUGACAAAUGUAAUCGAGUACGAUCGUGGUAUUUGUACGAACAGUAUAGGUCGUUGGAACAGAAUCAACUAGACGCUGCCCAAAGACUGAAGAAUAAAUCAUACCAAGAUAAGAUUUUAAAACAGGAACUUAGUGAGAGACGAGCACGGCGCAGACUAUGCGACCAGUUUGGAUUAUGUCAGAGUGAAUCUAAACUAGACAGGAGUGUACGCAGUGUACCUUCGAAUGUUUACCUUAAUGAUGAUGACCUUUUUGAAAGCUUUAGUGAACUUCACGAUGAGUAUGAAUUGGAAAACUACGAAGACAAUAACAGUCACGAUUCAGAAACUAGCAAUGAAAUUGAAGACUUUACAAGUGUUGCUAACAUAAAAGAGGCUAAUACUGCGAAUUUGAAUGAUGUUGCUGAAAAUGUUAAAAUUGAUAAAGUGGAUAAUGAUAUAAGAGAAGAACUGGAAACUGUCAAGAAGAACAUUGCAGAAAAUAUAAAUUUACAGUUAGAAACUGUGAAGGAAAACAUAAAAUGCUUGGAAAAAUACGCUAAAUUUGACGAUGAGGCGGAAAUAUCAGAUGUAGACGAUGUUACUAUAAAUAUUCCCAGAGAAUCAGAUGUUAAUUAUCUUACUAACUAUAAAUUAAAAAAUAUUAAGGACGAUAACAGCGUGCUAAAAGUGUGGGCGAAUUUUGUUGACUUUGCCUACAAGAUGAUUCAUUUAAACCAUGGUAACUGUUAUUACGAAUACAGUUCGCAAAUACUCACAGCUGUGUUGGCAUGCGAUGUUCUCUUUCGCGGAGUCAGCAGAAUAUGUAAUUAUUUGCAGACUUACGUUUCACCGAUAAAUUGUAGCGAUUCUGAAACCUCUUUUAUAGAUAAUAAAAAAAUAAAACGAAAAAAACCAGUUCAUUAUGAAAAAAAGAACAGAUGCAACUGGGCCACGGAGCUUCACUUGGCGAAUAGAAAUAAACAUAGCAAUAAAUUGCGUAACUGUAACAAAAAAUAUCAUUCGGAUUGUGAGCGAUAUAACUGUUGUAAGAACUCAUUUGAAAACUUCUUAAAUGAUGUCAAAUGUCGUGGUACCAGUGAACCUUUACGCAGUACAUCAAAGCUUUCAGGCUGUAAAAAAUACAGCGAAAAAUAUAUUAAAAAACCACGACAAUUUCUAAGAGAGAAAUGUUCAAAAGUAAAUUUUUGUAAAUGUCAUCGUAUUAAGAACUGUAUUAAUCCAAUAUUACAACUUGUCCGAUAUAUCGAAAUUUUACUGCAGGAUAUUAUAGAUUUAUAAAAUGU
This is a messenger RNA of Nymphalis io (European peacock), 1401 nucleotides long. RefSeq lists its product as uncharacterized. The coding region runs from base 80 to 1396 and encodes 438 amino acids. The record is from RefSeq and is a predicted model, not a curated record. The transcript has 5 exons. Lineage: Eukaryota; Metazoa; Arthropoda; Insecta; Lepidoptera; Nymphalidae.